This is a messenger RNA of Anopheles bellator, 3685 nucleotides long. RefSeq lists its product as uncharacterized. The record is from RefSeq and is a predicted model, not a curated record. The transcript has 5 exons. NCBI's taxonomy places the organism in Eukaryota, Metazoa, Arthropoda, Insecta, Diptera, Culicidae. Bases 187 to 2595 code for a protein of 802 amino acids.
UUGAUUAAAAGGCAGUUUGCGCGUGUUUGUGACGCUAAAUUUCCGACAGCAACGAAGACGUCCGCGGUCUUCCUCGGAGCAGUUCGCGCUCCAAUCAAGAGUAGUUGAAGGACUGCUCCGACGCGAAACGUGAUUCGAGGCGGGCAGUCAGGCAGCGGUAUAGUGCAAAAGCGAUGAGCAGACAGCAUGAAACACUCGGUGUUACAGACACUGCUCGAGCCGGCCACAGCGAUCGGGCUAGCCCACGGUAAGAAGUCCACCUGUGCCAACAACCGGCGAGAUGGUGGUUCCGGGCGCAGCUUGCUGCUAUCAGCGGACCGGUGUGGCCGAUUGCCGGUGCUCGGGUUCGCCUUGGUGUUCUGCCUCACGGUGUAUCUGUACUUCACGACCACCACCUGGACGGAUGUGCCCCAGAUGAUCGUCACCAUCCCGCCCGACGAUGCCGAUCUGCCCGGACCGAAAGAAACAGAACAAAAUGCAAUAAAAUGCACCACCCACCACGAGCAUCAUCACUACCCAUCACACCCACGCCAGCACCCCCCGGCCGACGCACGAGCGACGGCAGAUGAACUGCUGCGUCUCACUUCCAAUGCCAAUCGAAUAAUUCCAAUCGUUACCCAAACCGACGCACACCAUUCCGUGGCCGGAACCGUCACUGGCACCGCUCUCGCCCCCAAUGCCAUCAACGGUCCCGGGACGAUCGGCAACCCUGCUCCGUGGGCCACCACCACCACCGGACCGCACGAUCCGCGUGCGCCAGUGCCGAAGGGCUUCCUGGUGUGGGGACCGGGCUGCCAGAUCAUGGACCUGGACCCGCUGGCCAAGGACGUGAUGCGGCUGUUCAGCAAGGAGCGCUUCGUGCCGUGCAGUCCGAAGCAACCGCUGACCACGAUCGAGCAGCACUUCGAAAACGACACGGUCCUGGUGCGAUUUCACCCGGAGCGGAUGGAAUCGUAUAUGCCGCACUUCAUGCGCUACGUCCGGUGCUGCUACCAGAGCAUCGAACGGUCCGGCACGAAGGACAAGGCGGACAAGAACUUUUGGGUCGGUGAAUGUGUUGCCUUCAACCAAUCGUUCCUGCUUCCGGCGGCGGUGCGGACCGGAUUUCUGGUACGCUGCAAGGCUGGCGUGUCGGAGGGCAGCAAGUCGAAGAAGGCCAUCUACACCAACGCGCACGCCCUCGUCCGGCCGCUGCCGAGCGUCCAGGAGCGGCUGGAGAAGUUUAGCGGGCGCAGCGAGACGCGGCCCCUCAGUGUGCUAAUGAUCGGGAUCGAUAGCAUUUCCAGACUCAAUCUCAUCCGCGCGAUGCCCCAUACGGCGCAGCAUCUCUACAACACGGGCUGGUUCGAGCUGAAGGGUUACAACAAGAUUGACGACAACACAUACCCAAAUCUGAUGGCCAUCCUGACGGGGUACAACAACUCGCUCGCUUACUCCGUCUGCAACCCGCGGAAGGUCGGCCAACUGGAGGAGUGCCCGUUUCUGUGGAAGUACUUUGCCGACAGUGGGUACGCGACGGCGUACGCCGAGGACGAGGCGAGCAUCAACACUUUCAACUACCACAAGUACGGCUUCGUGGCGCAACCGACCGACCACUACUUCCGCCCGGUGGCCCUGGCGGCGGAGAAGAAUCUGUCGAAGAAGAUCAAGAACUCGCUCACGUUCUGUCUCGGGUAUCAGAACUACGCCGAUUACAUCUACCAGUACGCGCUCGACUUUGCCACACAGUACCGGACCGAGCCGUACUUUGGGCUGUUCUGGACGAACACGUUCAGUCACAACGACAUCAGCGAUCCGUCGUCGAUGGACCUGCGCAUGAAGUACUACCUCGAGCAGCUGGACGAGCGGGGAAUCCUGAAUAGUAGCAUGGUGGUGUUUUUCAGCGAUCACGGGUUGCGCUUCGGUCCGGUCCGGAUGCUGCUGACCGGGUGGCUGGAAGAGCGGCUACCGUUCAACUUCAUCUGGCUGCCGGAAUGGUUCCGCGAGGAGCACCCCGAGAUCGUGCAGGCGCUCAAGAUCAACCGCAACCGGCUCACGAACCCGUACGACCUGCACGCCACACUCAAGCACGUGCUCGAGCUGUCCGGGCGCAUCGAUAAUCUGCCGGGGCCGCUAAGCUGCCCAAACUGUCAGAGCAUCUUCACGGAGGUACCGUGGAACCGGUCGUGCGAGGAGACGGCCAUCGAAUCGCACUGGUGCACCUGUGCCAACUUUAAGCCCAUCGACAAGCACUCGGCGAUGGUGCAACGGGCGAUCGCGUUCGUGAUCGACUACGUCAACGUCGAUCUGGACCGGCACCGGAACAGCACGACGAGUAACUACGCGUGCGCCAAGCUGACACUCGGAGCCAUCACGCUCGCCAAGAUGGCCCGCCAGCCGAAGGGAAAGCUAGCGUACAACGACUAUCUGUUGAUCUUCGAAGGCAAACCGGGCGGCGGCAAGUUCGAGUCCACCGUACGCCACCACCUGGGGAGGGAUGAGUUUGAAAUUACCGGCUCCAUCAGCCGGCUGAACGAGUACGCCAGCCAGAGCGAGUGUAUGCACGUGGACUACCUGCGAAAGUAUUGCUACUGCCAGCGGAUCAAACUCUUCUAAGCGCCGGGUUCGGCAAUCGAACGACGACACAGUUGCCGUCGGGUGCAAGUUCCUUAAGUUGUAGCUAAAGUAUUACACAGCAACAGUCUGGUUUUGUUGCUCUUACGGCCUAAUUCGCUGAGCGUGCAGAAACCAAACCAAUCGAUCCUGAUGCAGAUUUUUUGAGGUAUCCCAAUCCCGUCAUUCCACGAUAAGACACCCCGAGUUUCCCCGAGAUGUUCGCUUUCGUGUCAGUUCUUUACCGAUUCUGUACCGCCCUGCUUUGUAUUAUCUGCCCUAAGCGGGAAUCAAAAUAUUCUAAGAACCACUCGACGUUCCUUUGUUAGUGUAGAAUGUUGGCCACGGGGCAAGGAUUGUGGCCGAUGGCGUAGAAACUCGUAGCAAUAGCGCAGUAGUAGAACUUCAGUCGUAUCAGUGCCAACGAAGAGGCCGGUCGGAAGAAAGCUAGAUGAGUAAUGAUUUAGUGUAAUACAAUGCGCAGAAUGAAGAGUUAAGCUUAAGAACUGAGUGAGUAGCUUUAGCGUGUAGCUUGUAGAUGGAGCUACAUAGACAGAUCUAGGGAAUACCCACGACCACUGAUGGGGACAGUUUUCCGUUGAAAUUGACAACGCUUAGAGUACGUACUACAAUUUACCCCAAGGUAGUAAUGAAGCGAGUGGUAAUCUACAACCCCUUCGUUCGGCCCUGAUGCCGAAUGGUAUUACUGAAGGGAUAAUUUAGCGUGGACCAAAACAUGCUUAGAGAAGAGGUGAUGUCCCGUGUCGCAUCGUAGACAAAUUAUUGAACUUUUGAGCAACUCAAUCCGUAACGGUUCUACAUUGACCCAUAAAGUAAGAUAGCAUUUGCAUCCAAUGCAAUUCGUACACACCAAGCACAAGCGGAGCGAAGCGAAGUAAGGCGAAGUUAACUGGAGUAAACCCGCCCAAACCUGCUGUACAUAGUAUUACCAACCCGGUUCCGCGCUUUUGUUAAUAUAUCGAAUAGUGAAAAAUAUACAACCGAAGAUCUUACGGCAAGCGCCAAACCAAAACGCAGCCAUUAAAGCGAUGGAUCAAAACAGAUGAAUACUAUUUUACCAUUUUUUGUUAUA